AUUCAAAAGGGAGGAGUAAGGCUGUUACGUGUUAGCAAUGAAGAACAAAUCUAUUACCAAGUGGAGGGCAUCUUAAAGAGUGCAGAAACAUGCCUAAACCAAAUUAGGGCAUGAUUCAUGAGUUUGACUAAAAAUGAUUUGUUGAUCGAAGGAAUUCCAAUUAAUAAUUCUGGGAUCCUUCUUUAUGUCGGUGAGUCUUCUCAUUCUGUUCUAUCUCUAUACUUCUUCUCAAUCCGUUUCCAUCUUUUUGCUUUCAAUCUGGUUCUGCUUCUAAAUACCUGUUUGAGCCAAAAUUAGCCAAAUAUGGCAAGCACAGCAUCUUUAUCCCUGUUAUCUCCCAUGCUCUCUACACACAAACCCACAUUAUGUACCCUCAAUAACUCCAAUGGACAUAUUAAAUUCAACCCAAAUCUAAAAAAUUCAGUAUCCAAACUAUUUAACACUACCCCAAAACCUCAGUUCCUGAGAUUUCAAUACAUGAGAAAUCAAAUAAGUUCCAUGUUUACUGGCAUUGUUGAAGAGAUUGGACAAGUUAAGGAAAUGGGUACUGGUGAAGAUGGUGGAUUUCACUUGAAAGUUAGGGGGAAAAUUGUCCUCCAAGAUGUGAAUCUUGGAGACAGUAUUGCAGUUAAUGGAACAUGUUUAACUGUGACAGAAUUUGAUGCUAAUACGUCGGAAUUCACCCUUGGUUUAGCACCUGAGACGCUUAGGAAGACGACGCUAUUGGAGCUUGAACCAGGCUCACUUGUUAAUUUGGAACGAGCUCUUCAGCCUACUACAAGGAUGGGUGGUCAUUUUGUUCAGGGACAUGUUGAUGGGACAGGUGAAAUUGUAUCACUUACCGAAGAAGGAGAUUCAUUGUGGGUGAAAAUAAAAACAAGUCAAGAGAUACUCAAGUACAUUGUACCAAAAGGGUUUAUUGCAAUUGAUGGUACAAGUUUGACUGUGGUGGAUGUCUUUGAUGAAGAAGGUUGCUUCAACAUAAUGUUAGUUGCUUAUACUCAGCAAAAUGUGGUGAUACCAUUGAAAAAUGUUGGCCAAAAGGUGAAUUUAGAGGUUGAUAUAUUAGGUAAAUAUGUGGAGAGACUUCUUAGCCCCAAAUUAGCAUGAAUGAUAUGAAAUGUAUGAUUUUGAACAUGUUCUUGCUAACCAUUUUACUAAACACCUUUCAUGUAAAAUGUUGUGAGAUUUGAGUAUCUUUUUGACCGUAA
This is a messenger RNA of Amaranthus tricolor (Joseph's coat), 1211 nucleotides long. RefSeq names its product riboflavin synthase-like. Gene Ontology annotation, molecular function: riboflavin synthase activity. The transcript is spliced from 3 exons. Lineage: Eukaryota; Viridiplantae; Streptophyta; Magnoliopsida; Caryophyllales; Amaranthaceae. The record is from RefSeq and is a predicted model, not a curated record. Gene Ontology annotation, biological process: riboflavin biosynthetic process. The coding region runs from base 304 to 1110 and encodes 268 amino acids.